This is a messenger RNA of Rhipicephalus microplus (southern cattle tick), 699 nucleotides long. RefSeq lists its product as uncharacterized. The record is from RefSeq and is a predicted model, not a curated record. Lineage: Eukaryota; Metazoa; Arthropoda; Arachnida; Ixodida; Ixodidae.
UUCGCUAGUUUAUUCUAUUGUAGUAGAAGUGCAGCAGAAUAGCCUACCGAUGUCCGUUGCAUUGACACUUCUACUUCACUUAUGCGUCCAGUCAUACUCAGACCUACCACUAUACUGCCAUGUACAACAAGAUUCUUGUGGCAAUGAUUUUGUUUUACGUUGCCGGUGAAACGAAUACAAUCCGUCGCUGUCUGCCGACACGUCGUCGACACAGAUAUUCGAUGAAGCAUUUUGUCAACACAUCUGAACGCAUAUGGACAGUCAGAGCGUCUAUGCAAACUGCCAUUCGCUGUCAGUUUGAGCAAAUGCGAAUUAUAGACCCCCGAGCAAUUUUCUUCAACAGGACUUUCUUGAUCAGAACACAAAGGGUUAGCAUUCAGCUUCAAGGAGAAUUUGACCCCCGACAUGUAGACCGCAUGGAUGUGAGUGCCCUAGGCAUGCAAGCUGUUUCUCGGGAAAUGUUGGUUUAUGAGGCUCCAAAUUCUUCAUGCGCUGUUUUGGAGCUCCGGCUACUAAGUCGAGAUGCAGCGUGUUAUUAUGAGCUUCGAGUGAAGAACUCUUCUAUUGAAACUGUCAUUCACAGGGAGUGUUGGAGACACUUUCAUAACCUCACAGCUCAAGAAAUAUAUGUUUACACUUCAGAAUGCCAACAUCUUGUUCGUCCACGCAUGUGAAUUUUGAUUCUUUCAGAUGAAACGU